Neoarius graeffei (lesser salmon catfish) is the source of this 1266-nucleotide messenger RNA. RefSeq names its product hippocalcin (gene hpca). The record is from RefSeq and is a predicted model, not a curated record. Bases 189 to 770 code for a protein of 193 amino acids. Lineage: Eukaryota; Metazoa; Chordata; Actinopteri; Siluriformes; Ariidae. Gene Ontology annotation, molecular function: calcium ion binding. The transcript is spliced from 5 exons.
GCGGGUCCCGGUGGUAACAUGGUGCGAAGAUCAGGGCAGCACUAAGCCUGUAUAAGGACACCACGACCAAAAAUAAAACAAUCCAAGCUUAUCUGAUCUACCAACACGCCGAGGAGGAAUCCAGCUGUUUUCGGACGCGGUCUGACCCUGGGGUUGUGUCAUUGCUGUGCACACACAGACUCGUCACCAUGGGAAAGCAGAACAGCAAGCUCAGGCCAGAGAUGCUACAGGACCUGAGGGAGAACACUGAGUUUUCGGAUCAUGAGCUACAGGAGUGGUACAAGGGCUUCCUUAAAGACUGCCCAAGUGGCCACCUGAAUGUGGAGGAGUUUAAGAAGAUAUAUGCCAAUUUCUUUCCAUAUGGUGACGCCUCCAAGUUUGCAGAGCAUGUUUUCCGCACAUUUGACACCAACAACGACGGCACCAUUGACUUCCGGGAGUUCAUCAUCGCUCUUAGUGUGACCUCACGGGGAAAGCUGGAUCAGAAGCUGAAAUGGGCAUUCAGCAUGUAUGACCUAGAUGGCAACGGGUACAUCAGUCGUGAGGAGAUGCUCGAGAUUGUGCAGGCCAUCUAUAAGAUGGUGUCCUCGGUGAUGAAGAUGCCUGAAGACGAGUCCACACCAGAGAAAAGGACAGAUAAGAUCUUCAGACAAAUGGACUUGAACAAUGAUGGUAAGCUCUCUUUGGAGGAGUUUAUAAAAGGUGCCAAGAGCGAUCCGUCCAUCGUGCGGCUGCUGCAGUGCGACCCCAGCAGUGCCUCGCAGUUUUGAGUCUUUUAAGAAACAGGCGCUCUGUGCAUGAAGGUUCUCGUCUUUUCAUUGUUAUUUGUGUUCCAGACGGAAGAGUUUUAAGAGGAGGAAAAAAAAUCGCAUCAGUUUUACUUUGUUUUCUUUGAGAAGGGACAGGCAUGCAUCCGAAGAACAAAGACGACACCCGCAAAGGUGUCUUCUGUCUGCUGCGCUUCGUCUGUCCGUGUCUGUGAGGCUCAAGGAGCGCUCGGCUCACGCCGUUUAGCCACCAUACUCCAGGCUCCUGGUUUUGGGAAGGAACAUUCCCUGGAUAUCGUGCAUGCACUCCCACUCUUCCCUGCCCUCAGCUCUCUCUCUCUCUCUCUCCUGCCCGAGUCUAGCAAUCCUGUUUUAAUUUUGUUCUCCUUCCUUUUUGUUUUGUGUGUGGGUGUGCACACUAUAAACACACAUAUAGAACAUAUUAGAUGGCUAGUAUAGAUGCCUUUUUACUCAGACAGUAUUAUGUAGCUCAUGUAAG